Messenger RNA from Mytilus trossulus (common blue mussel), 2825 nucleotides. RefSeq names its product transmembrane emp24 domain-containing protein 7-like. Gene Ontology annotation, cellular component: Golgi apparatus; endoplasmic reticulum-Golgi intermediate compartment; endoplasmic reticulum. Gene Ontology annotation, biological process: endoplasmic reticulum to Golgi vesicle-mediated transport; intracellular protein transport; Golgi organization. Bases 159 to 782 code for a protein of 207 amino acids. Lineage: Eukaryota; Metazoa; Mollusca; Bivalvia; Mytilida; Mytilidae. The record is from RefSeq and is a predicted model, not a curated record. The transcript has 3 exons.
UUUCGUAUGCCACGUAAUUUUAAACUACGCCAUCUUUCGACAAGACGAUUAGGAAGGACUUGACAACACAUGUUGCACACGUUUUAAUAACUGUAUUGUUGAAAUAAGAAUAGAUUGACACGAACUUUGAUUAUAAGAUUUAGCAUCCCGUGUUGACAAUGAGCGAAAAAUUGAUCGGUGUCAUCGCAGUCCUUAGUUUAUUGUCAGUUGUGUUUGCCGGCGAACUGACAUUUGAGUUACCAGAUAAUGAGAGACAGUGUUUUUUUGAACAAAUUGAAAAGGGUGUUCAGUCUACCCUUGAAUUUCAGGUUAUAUCAGGUGGUCAGUAUGAUGUGGACAUGGAAUUGACCGCUCCCAAUGGCCAAGUGUUAUACAAAGACGUGAAGAAGCAGUACGAUAGUUUUACCUGGACACCAGAUCAAAGUGGGGUCUUCAAGUUCUGUUUUAGUAAUGAGUUUUCAACAUUUACACACAAGAUCGUCUACUUUGAUUUCCAAGUUGGAGAUGAAAAGCCACUUUUUGAACAAGAAGGGAAACAUGCAACAGCUAUGACUCUGAUGGAGACAUCAGCCGUCAGUAUACACGAAGACUUACGUAACAUAUUAGAUGACCAAACUCAUCAUCGUCUGCGUGAAGCUCAAGGCAGAGUAUUUGCUGAAAAUUUAAACGAUAGAGUAUUUUAUUGGUCGUUAGGACAGUCAUUAAUCAUAUUAUUUGUUGGAAUAGGGCAGGUUUUAGUACUAAGAAGUUUUUUCACAGACAAGAGAACAGGAAAAGCAUAAUGUAUUGCUUAUUAGAUUUUAUACUUAUUUCAUGUAGGCCAUCCUUGAAAAUUUAUGAAUUUGCUAGGAUUUAAAAUUCUUCCAGUAUAAAUUAGCAUAAUCAUUUAAGUAGUGGAUAUAAAUUAUGUGGGGGAAAUAUUUGCAAAAUGUACUAAAAACUGUUGAAAUAUUUUUGUUCUUUUGGAUUGAAUAUUCAUGAAUUUCUUAUGAAACAUGUUUUAUCUUCAACAAAAUACAUGUUUUCCACUUAGGCUUAUAAUGUGCAUCUAUUGUUAUCCUUACAAUCUAAAUUUGUUUUGAAACAAUGUCAAUGUCAUGGACAAAUUCUUGAAAUUAAAAAUCCACAAAAUCAAGCGUUAACCAAAAAAAAAUCAUUUUUAAUAAACCAAAUUUUUAAGUAUGGCCUUAUCAAGAUAUAUUUGAAGUUCAGUCUAAUUAACAUGAUAAAGAUAAAAUUUCCCCUAAAACUAGGAUGUAUAUAGAUUUUUCACAGUUUAGAUCAAGUUUGUGGUCAUCAAAUUUUCCAGUAUGGUUUCAGACUCAUAAAUUAACCUAUCAAAACUUGCAAUGCAAUUUAAAUGUUCAGAUUAUUAUAUUUUAGAGAAUUGAUUGAAAAAAAAAUCUAUUCAAGCAUUGUUUUCGAAACUAUUUUUGGCAGGUCCAAAGUAAAAUGAAGUACAUACCAAGACUCAGAACGGAAAUCAUGUUUGUAAUUAGACUUAAAUUUCAUUGUAAAUUAUUUUCAUUGCUCAUUUCAUUUUGCUCAUUUCAUACCAUUAUAGAGGAAUGAAAGUAUUUGACAAAGUUAGUUAAUAAAUAGGAGUACAAGGGAUUUGAACUGUAAAUUUUUCGAAAAUCUAACCUAGCUAUUUUUUUUUAUUUCUCCCACAAUGCAUUGUGAAUUAUCUGAUAACAUUAAAAAUUUACUUUUACGUAAAUGCUUUACAUGUAAUGUUGCCAAUCACUUGUAAACUGUUGUAAGAUUUGUACUAAAUUUGGAAGGCAACUAAAAAAACACCUAUAUUUAUACAUUUAUAUAUCCCAUGCAUGUUCAGUAACUAUGGUAACUAUAUUAAAUGCUCUGAUGCCAUUGCAUGUCAGGAUGUCAAACUUAUUCAAACCAUAUUGCACUGUCAGACUUGUACAUGAAUACACAAUUCAGAUACUAGACAUGCUAGAUAUAUUAUAAUUUUUGUAAAAGUAUGAAAAAUCUCAAUUUUUUUUCUCUUUGAUGUAAUAUAAUUGUAGUGUGGAUAUUUUGUAUCACUGUGUGCUAUUUGUACUUCUGUUUUAUAUGAUGUAUGUGAACACAUUUGCAUUGUCGUGAAGUGCGUAUUUUGAGAAUAUUUAUUUUGUUUGUUUUUUUGUAUAGAUGGUUAUCAUUCCAUAUACAUGAUAUACUUGUAUAAAAACAUUCAUUGUUUUUUUUUGUUUUUUUUUAUGGUUAUGUACUUUUUGUUUUAGAAAUAAGCUGUUUGGUUUAGUGAUCUAGUGAAUGAAAGAUUUCCCAGUAGAUUUUAUAGUAAUAGUUAAUUAGAUGGGCGUAUCAUGAUCACAGGAAAUCUCAUUUGCAAUUAAAUCAAGGGUUUACUUUAAAAUCUACAAAGUCAGUGCUUGCUCAUUUUAAGUUUUUAUUGUUAUUUAUCUUCCAUUUGCUUCUUUAGAAAUCUAGUUUUCAAAAGUUAAUUUAGAAUUUUUCUUAUUUUUUUUUCUUUCUUCUACUAAAUAGUCAAUUAAAAUAUUUCUCUGAAUUAAGUACAUGAUGAAGGGAAAUUGGAAACAAUUUUGGAGACAACAUCAAAGUUUUAAUUUUCAGAUUAAAUACUUUCAGAUAUCUGCUGUUGAAUUGUGCUCUCAAACAAUUUUUUUUUAUAUUAAAGUAGGAGAGCAUUUAGAAAUAAAUAUGUAAUUGUUAUCUUUUAUUCAAUAAGUCAGCUAUCAUGAUGAAAGAGUAUCAAUAAUUUAAAUUUGAAGUACUUUGUUUAUUUGUAUGUUUUGUUUUCCAUUGACAAAAAGAUUUAAGGAAUAAAAUGCUUUAAUUGA